Monosiga brevicollis MX1 is the source of this 2220-nucleotide messenger RNA. RefSeq lists its product as uncharacterized. Bases 1 to 2220 code for a protein of 739 amino acids. The record is from RefSeq and is a predicted model, not a curated record. Gene Ontology annotation, cellular component: nucleus. NCBI's taxonomy places the organism in Eukaryota, Choanoflagellata, Craspedida, Salpingoecidae. Gene Ontology annotation, molecular function: protein binding; DNA binding. Gene Ontology annotation, biological process: regulation of DNA damage checkpoint. The transcript is spliced from 12 exons.
AUGCCGCUCUCUCUCUCUCUCUCUCUCUCUCUGUCUCUCUCUCUCUGUCUCUCUCUCUCUCUCUCUGUCUCUCUCUGUCUCUCUCUCUGUCUUUCUCUCUCUCUCUCUCUUUCUCUCUCUCGCUCCUUCGUUUAUGUUGUUCCCGAUCCCCAUCCCCAUCCCCUACACACUCACCGGCAGAUGGACACACACCCGGCGCUUCGACCGCACUCACCCACACCCAACACCAACAGCAGCAACACCAACACCAACAGCAGCAACAACAAGCUGUACCACGUUAGAAUGGACGAUUCAUGCUUUCGUGGCGCACGCUUUGCCGCAAACACCGUGGCUCAGACCAUCAACUUGUUGUCUUCUUUGGAUCUGAAGACUGACACGGAUUCUAUCCCACGCCCCAAGCGUGUCAAAUCAGAACCCAAGCCCGCAGAUGUGGGAAACAAGAUUCUAGCGUCCAAGGAUGAGCAAGACGCUGCGCACGACAAUGAUGAUGAUAAUGAUAAUGAUGACGACCAAGCGGGUGCCCCGGACCUCUCCGACUAUGAACAGCGCCGUUUGGCCAACAUUCAGCAAAAUGCCCAGCUUAUGGCCAUGCUGGACAUUGCCCCUGCCGCUCGUGAGGUACGGGCCCUGGCUGGAGAAAGCACUGAGACUCCCAAAUCAACCCGUGGCCUGACCACACGCCGCAAAAAGGCCACGGCCGCUGCGGCACCAAUACCCACCCGGCGCAGUGCGCGUCUUCGGGGCUUGGCGGCUGGUAACGCCGACACUGCACCCACCCGAACCCUGGCCGAGGAGCAAGCAGACGCGUUGCGCCACCUGGAGCCACCCUCGGGUGAUCUCAGCGCUCUGGCAGGACCACUGGACGAGGAGGCCAUUGUGGAGCGCGUUGCCAAAGCGCAUGCCGCCACCAUCCAAGCCGUUCAAUCGGCACAGCAAGAUCCUGACCACGCAUCACCUUCCACCAGUCCGCAGCCAGAGAGCACUCAGUCGGACCAUGCCCCAUCGGACAGCGCUGGUGUAGAAGAGGCCAACUCAGAUGAGGUGCAGCUGCGCCGCGAGAUGCUUCGACUACUGCGCACCUCAUCAGUUCUGGAUGGGGCCAAGGAAGCCUGCACCUCCCAAGGCACGUCGUCUGCAGCAAAUGAUGUGGCCGCUCACUUCAAGAGGUUGCAGCUGCGGGGUGAACGCAGCGUUGCGAAGGUCGUGCCAGAGCGCAUCUUCAGCAUGGCGGUUCACCCCAGCACGGAGCACACGCUCGUCUUUGCAGGCGACAAACGUGGGUUCGUGGGUCUCUACAAUCUGGACGAGCCAGAUGACGACCGCUGCGUCGUGUCAUGGCGACCCCACACACGGCCCGUAUCAUGCUUGGCUAUUGAUCCCAGCAAUGCCCACCAGAUGCUGACUUCCUCCUACGAGGGCGUGGCACGGAUAUUCGACGUGUCAGCCGAAUCCUUUCUUGAGGCCGCCGUCUUUGAAGAGACCAUGCUGGCGUACAGCGACAUGAAUUGGGCCAACAAGCGUUUGCUCGGCUGCCAUGGCGAUGGUCGCGUGAGCGCCACAGAUGUGCGAGCAGCAGCCCGGGCCCACACCUUUUGGCCGCUUCAUGAGCGCAAGGUCUCCCACGUUGCCUUCCACCCCGAGGAGAGUCAUAUGAUGGUGACGACCUCUCUGGACCACCUCGUCUGCAUCUGGGACACGCGCGCGUUGGGUAAAGCGUCAAAGGCCCCCAAGCCCCUCUGGAAGGCUACGCAUACUCGUGCAGUCAGCAAGUACGAAGCUGGCGAGUCGCCUAGACCUGAAUCCCUCCAAAGACCAGACUUGGCUCAUCGUGCGGUCUUUAGCCCGGAUGGCCAGCACCUCGUCUCGCUGGGGCAUGACGACCGCAUUAAAAUCUUUGACGCGUCAGCUGCGCUGCGCGGUGAGGCGAAUCAAAGCCCCAGGCAUAACGUACGCCAUAACAAUCAGACGGGUCGCUGGCUGACCAAUUUCAAAGCUUACUUUGAUCCGAAAUGCAGUGCCGGCGUCAUUUCGGGCGCCAUGUUGCGGCCUCGAGCCGUGCACGUCAUUGAUGUUCACAGCAGCAACCUCUUGUCUCUCACCAACGAAGACCACAUGACCUCGGUGACGUCACUGCAUGCUUGCCAUCCGACACGUCACAUCUUGGCCGGUGGCAAUAGCUCGGGACGAGUGAUGGUUUGGCGCGCCGCCGAGGACGGCUGA